Molecule: messenger RNA, 3102 nt
Organism: Condylostylus longicornis
Lineage: Eukaryota; Metazoa; Arthropoda; Insecta; Diptera; Dolichopodidae
Product: nuclear factor NF-kappa-B p110 subunit-like
Exons: 16
Coding region: 214-2889 (891 amino acids)
Biological process (GO): canonical NF-kappaB signal transduction; regulation of DNA-templated transcription; inflammatory response
Cellular component (GO): cytoplasm
Molecular function (GO): protein binding; DNA-binding transcription factor activity; DNA binding
Source: RefSeq, a predicted model, not a curated record
UGGUCGAGAAAAGUUUUGUGUUAAAGCAAAGUGGAAAUUAGUUAAAUUUGCAAAAAUAUUUUGAAAUUGUACAUACAAAUAUUGUGAAAAAGGAAUUUAUUUUUUUAUUUUUUUUUGAAAGUAUUUUUAUCAAGUGAUAAUAGAAGUGCGAAUAUAUUAUAUUUUCUAUAAAUUUUUAUAUGAACUGUUGAAAUUUGCGAAAAAUAUAAGAAAAUGGUUUCAACAUAUUUGGAUUUAGAUACAAAUGUGCUUUAUGAUAGUGGAUAUUCAUCUACAUCACCAGGAUCUUAUAGCUCUGCAUCAUCUAUGUCACCAUCCCAAUCAAGUCAAGAUGCACCAUAUCAAGAUUUCCAAUCUUUGCAAUUGACAUCAGUUGUAAAUAAUUUUGGUGAUAUAGAUCACGGAAUUGAUAUAAAAUAUGAAUUUGUUAAUCAACAAAUUUCAACACAAUUUGAACAACAAUAUCAAUAUUUAAAUUUUCAAAAUACAAAUUGCAAUACCAUUAAUCCAUUAAAUGAAGUUCAAUUAGAAAUUGUUGAACAACCAGUUAGUAAAUUUCGUUAUAGAUAUAUAUCAGAAAUGAAUGGUACACAUGGUUCAUUAAUGGGUAUAAAUAGCUCAAAGGGUAAUAAAACAUUUCCAACAGUUGAAUUAAAAGGUUUUAAUGGUGAUGCAUUAAUUCGAUGCAGUUUAUAUCAAAUUGAUAAAAAGCAACCACAUUCACAUAGAUUAGUUGUUAGGAAAAAUGAUCUUGAUGUAUCAGAUCCACAUGAAUUAAGAUUAAAUAAAACAGUUGGAUAUCGUGCUGUUUUUCAGGGUAUGGGUAUAAUACAUACCGCUAAACGUGAUAUUGCCGAUGAGUUAUAUCGAAAGAAAAAAAAAUGGGCUGAAUUUGAAAAAGGAUGUGAAUUGACAUUAAAAGAAAAUACAAAAUUUAAAAGCGAUUCAGAAAAGGAAGCCAAAUUAAUGAAUUUGAAUCAAGUUGUUUUAAGAUUUGAAGCAUAUGAAAUAAAUAAAGAUAAAUUAUUGAGACAAUUAUGCGCUCCAGUAUAUUCAACACCUAUUAGUAAUAUGAAAUGUGCUUUAACUGGUGAAUUAAAAAUAACACGUAUCAGUACGUGUGUAAGCAGUGCUGCUGGUGGAGAUGAUGUUUUUUUAUUUGUUGAAAAAGUUGGUAAAAAAAAUAUUAAAGUGAAAUUUUUUGAAAUGGAGAAUGAUGAAAUAGUAUGGUAUGAUUAUGGAUCAUUUUUGGAAGCUGACGUACAUCAUCAGUAUGCUAUAGCUUUAAGAACACCUGCAUAUAAAGAUAAAGAUAUCGAGAAAUAUGUACAAGUAUAUAUACAAUUGGAAAGACCUUCAGAUGGUGAUACAAGUGAACCAAUUGAAUUUAAAUAUAAACCAAGAGAUUGUGUUUCAUCACGUAAAAGAGCACGUACAUGUUCAUCUGGUAUAGGUUCACAUGAAUUACCAGCAACAAUUCAUAAUAAUACUAUUAAUUGUAAUAUGAAUGGUGCUGGUAAUAAUAAAGGUCCGACAAUAAGUGAAGAAUUUAAUAAAAAUGCAAUUCUAGAGAAUUUAAAAAGUUAUAUUUCAUCAAGAGAAACAGAAUUUUUAGAACAAGUUAAAAAUAAUUCAGAUGAACUGUUGAAUAUUGUUGAUCCAAGUAUUUUUGAUCCUUUUGAUGAAAAUGAUAAUCUGGAAACAGAUUGUCAUGGACUGGAUCUGUCUUUACAUCAAAGGAGAACAAAUUCUUCAUUAACAAAACAAAUGUUAUUUAGGAUAAAUAAUAUAUUAAGAAUUUCGAAAAGGGAUGGAAUUGAAGCUGGAAAAAUCAGAGAAAAUAUCGAGACGUUGUUAUUGGAGUGUUAUGAAAACGAUAAAGAUUUGUUACAUACAAUCAUAAGAAAUAAGGAAAUAAAAGAAGGAAUAUUUUUGAUGCGAAUUCUCGAUAAAUUCAAAUUAUAUGAUAUAGUGAAUUUAAAAAAUGAUGAUGGUGAUAAUUGCUUACAUGUUGCAUGCACAUUCGAUCGCUCUAUGUUUAUAAGAUCAUUAAUUAAUUUAGGAGCGAAUGUAAAUACACAGAAUCAUAAGGGUAAAACUCCUUUGCAUAUUGCCGUUGAAGAACAAUUCGAAAAUAGUAUAAUAAAAAUACUAGAUGAAAACAGUUAUUGUACACGUAGUGAAAAAUUAAACAUUGAUUUAGCAAAUGAUGACGGAUACACAGCAUUACAUGUCGCUGUAAAGAAAGGAAAUCUAAACAUAGUGAAAAAAUUAAUUGAAGUUGGAAAAGCAUCAACAAAAAUAUGUUGUUCUAAAAAUGGAAAUAAUGUUUUACAUUUGGCUGUUGAAGAAAAUAAUCCUGAAAUAGUAAAAUAUUUAUUAGAUUUUACAAAUGUCCGAAUUCAUGAAAAAAAUACAUCUGGAUGUACAGCGUUAUCGAUAGCACAAUCAAUGGGAGAAAAAGGCAAAUGUCUUGUUGAUGCAAUUUUACAGAGAACAGAAACUAUAACUAACAAGCUAUACGAAAAUGUAAAGUCAGAAAAAUCAGAUAGUAGUUCCGGAGAAAGUGAUGAUGAUCGUUCAAUAAGAUCAUUAAAGAUUGUUGAAGAUUCAGAUAUGGCUUUUGAUGAAAAAAAAAAUAUUACUCUGGUGGAUCAUUUAGACGAUAGUACAAUUGAAAAAAUAUCUACGUUGUUGAUAAAAAAUGAAAAAUGGAUCAAAUUAGCUGAACUUCUUAAUUUACAUUCGUCUAUUUGUCACUGGAAUUCCCCAAAAGCUAUGUUUAAUUUUAUAAAUGAGUCGAAAGAUAUUAACGUGACGGAUGUCAUCGAUGCCCUUUAUUUAAUGAAUGAAGAUGAAGUAAUCAGUCACAUAAAGACUGAUGUUUAAUCCAGAAAAACAAAAGUUUUUCUACAUUUUAAUUUUCAAUUAUCUAGUUUAAUAUUACUUUUUGUCUCUAAUUAAAAAAAAAUUGUAUUGUAUUUUCUUGAAAAUUUUGUUAUAAUUUCGUUGUUCUUUUCGGUAAAAUAAAGUAUAGUCUUAUGUACUUUUUCUUUUAAAUUAAUUAAGAAUUACUAUGGUUAAGUAUUAUUUAGUCAUGUA